Molecule: messenger RNA, 458 nt
Organism: Oreochromis niloticus (Nile tilapia)
Lineage: Eukaryota; Metazoa; Chordata; Actinopteri; Cichliformes; Cichlidae
Product: tonsoku-like protein
Exons: 2
Coding region: 24-251 (75 amino acids)
Source: RefSeq, a predicted model, not a curated record
UGCACGACCGUGGCGCUGCUGAGAUGGUGCUCCAAACCAUCAGUGCUAGUAAAGGUUGUCAGGUCUCUGGCCCCUGGGAGAGUGAAGACCUGGACAGUUUGUCAGAGCUGGUCCAGGAUAUCCGUCUUUGCUCUCAGGCCCUCAACAAGCUGGACCGACAGACCUUGAAGCAGAGCUGGGUCAGGACUCAGUCACACGGACACUUUCUCGACCGAAACUCCAAGUGCCUCCUCUCCGCCACCUCCACUUGAGGGUGGGAGGUGUGAUGAUGUCGGCAGAACUUUGCUUCUGAUGUCUACUCUUUAUCACUGACGGUGGAUUUUGAGCCAGUGUUCAUAAUAAAAGUGGUCAUUUUUAUAAACAUUUUGUUUAGUGAGGCUACACCAAAAAGAAACAAGAUAAAACCAAAAUAAAGUGACAUGCUGUCCACCAACAAUCUGUUGAUAGCUUGUGUUUUA